UGGCGCCUGGCGGUGGGGGUUCGGCUUCCCUCCAAGGCAGCCUUCCUUUCUGCAGGCGCGCAGGCCGCAGGGGCAGCUCCCCGUCUUCUUUAUCACUAGCCGAUCGCCGCAGCGCACGACGAUGUACAGAGCGGCCGCCUCGCCGCUCCGUCACAGCCUCCGCCGCCUCUCCUCCUCCUAUUCCGCGGCUACCCCGCUCGCUGGGGCCGCCCGCUUCCUCGCGCCCUCCUCCGAGGGUCGGCUCUCCGCACUCACCUCGUCUCGCCUCCUCGGGUCGGCGCCGUGCCGGUGCUGCUCAGGCGCCGGGAUCGCCGAGCGGCCUGCGUCUGCGUGGCGCGGACUCGCCACCAUGGCUGACGGUAAUAGCCGCUUUGGGCAUGUGCUGACAAGCCUCCCAAAGCCCGGUGGUGGAGAGUACGGGAAGUACUACAGCUUACCAGCCCUGAAUGAUCCUAGGAUAGAAAGAUUGCCAUAUUCUAUCCGGUAUCUACUGGAGUCAGCCAUCCGCAACUGUGACGGAUUUCAGAUUACAGAGAAGGAUGUCGAAAACAUCAUUGAUUGGGAGAAUACUGCUCCCAAGCUGGUGGAGAUACCUUUCAAGCCUGCCCGUGUGCUUCUGCAGGAUUUUACUGGUGUCCCAGCUAUCGUAGAUCUUGCAAGCAUGCGCGAUGCUAUGGCUCAACUGGGCGAUGAUCCUGGCAAGAUUGAUCCCAUGAUUCCAGUGGAUCUAGUCAUUGAUCAUUCGGUACAGGCUGAUGUGGUAAAAUCAGAGAAUGCCCUCCAAGCUAAUAUGCAACGCGAAUUCGACAGGAACAAGGAGCGCUUCGCCUUCCUUCGGUGGGGCUCUACGGCAUUCAAUAAUAUGCUUAUUGUUCCACCAGGUUCAGGAAUUGUUCACCAGGUGAAUCUUGAAUAUCUUGGACGAGUUGUUUUCAAUACGGAUGGCAUUUUAUAUCUUGACAGUGUGCUGGGAACGGAUUCUCACACUACUAUGAUUGAUGGAAUGGGGGUUGCUGGCUGGGGUGUUGGGGGAAUUGAAGCAGAAGCAACAAUGCUUGGUCAGCCAAUGAGCAUGGUCUUGCCCAGUGUAGUUGGAUUUAAACUGACAGGGAAAUUGCGUGAUGGUGUUACUGCAACCGACUUAGUCCUGACAGUGACACAUAUUCUUAGGAAGCAUGGUGUUGUUGGCAAAUUUGUUGAGUUUUAUGGUGAGGGGAUGAGUGAGUUAGCAGUUGCUAACAGGGCAACAAUUGCUAACAUGUCACCAGAAUACGGUGCAACAAUGGGCUUCUUCCCUGUUGAUCAUGUGACCCUUGGAUACCUGAAGCUGACAGGGAGAAGUGAUGAAAAGGUUGACAUGGUAGAGGCAUAUCUUCGAGCUAACAAAAUGUUUGUUGAUUACAACGAGUUUCAGACUCAAACAGAAAGAGUUUACUCAUCGUACCUAGAGUUAGAUCUUGCAGAUGUUGAACCAUGUGUUUCAGGCCCGAAAAGACCUCAUGACCGUGUUGCUCUGAAAGAUAUGAAAGCAGACUGGCGUGCCUGUCUCAGAAAUAAAGUUGGUUUUAAGGGCUUUGGCAUACCUAAAGAGCAACAGGAUAAACUAGUCAAGUUCACCUUCCAUGGACAACCUGCAGAGAUUAGACAUGGUAGCAUUGUGAUCGCUGCCAUAACAAGUUGCACAAACACCUCGAACCCAAGUGUCAUGCUUGGUGCUGGCCUUGUUGCAAAGAAGGCGUGUGAGCUUGGCCUUGAGGUUAAUCCAUGGAUUAAAACUAGUCUUGCGCCAGGAUCCGGGGCAGUGACCAAAUAUCUGCUGAAGAGUGGCUUGCAAAAGUAUUUAGAUCAUCUAGGUUUCAACUUAAUUGGAUAUGGCUGUACAACAUGCAUUGGUAACUCUGGGGAGCUUGAUGAAGAUGUUGCUAAGGCAGUUACUGACAACGAUAUCAUUGCUGCUGCAGUACUCUCUGGUAACAGGAACUUCGAAGGGCGAAUUCAUGCAUUGGUUCGGGCCAAUUACCUUGCCUCCCCUCCUCUGGUUGUGGCCUAUGCCCUUGCUGGCACUGUUGAUAUUGAUUUUGAGACGGAACCAAUUGGGAAAGGAAAAAAUGGAAAAGAUGUGUACUUCAAGGACAUAUGGCCAUCAAAUGAAGAAAUUGCAGAGGUUGAGCAAUCAAGUGUGCUGCCUGACAUGUUCAGGAGCACCUAUGAAGCAAUCACACAAGGCAACCCAAUGUGGAACCAGCUGUCAGUUCCCAAGGCAAAGCGCUUCCCAUGGGACCCCAGUUCCACCUACAUUCAUGAUCCUCCGUUCUUCAAGGAUAUUACACCGACUCCGCCAGGUCCACGCAGCAUAGAGAAUGCCUAUUGCCUGUUGAAGUUUGGUGACAGCAUCACGACAGACCACAUCUCACCAGCUGGGAGCAUCCCCAGGGACAGCCCUGCUGGCAUGUACCUGCUUGAGCGCGGUGUGCAGCCAAAGGAUUUCAAUUCUUAUGGAAGCCGUCGGGGCAACGACGAAGUGAUGGCACGAGGAACUUUUGCAAAUAUCAGGAUUGUGAAUAGGCUGUUAAAUGGAGAAGUUGGACCGAAGACGAUUCACGUCCCUACAAGUGAUAAGCUCUUCGUGUUUGAUGCUGCAAUGAGAUACAAAGCUGAUGGGCAUCAUACCAUAGUGUUGGCUGGAGAGGAAUAUGGCAGUGGAAGUUCUCGGGAUUGGGCUGCCAAGGGACCAAUGUUACUGGGGGUCAAAGCAGUGAUCGCCAAGAGUUUCGAGAGGAUCCACCGCAGCAACCUCGUGGGAAUGGGAGUGUUACCGCUGUGCUUCAAGCCUGGUGAGGAUGCUGAUUCUCUGGGGCUCACCGGUCAUGAGCGCUACACAAUAAGGCUCCCUACCAAUGUGAGUGAGAUACAACCGGGCCAAGAUGUCCAAGUGGUCACUGACACUGGGAAGUCAUUUACCUGCAAGCUCCGGAUUGAUACCCUGGUGGAGCUGGCUUACUUUGAUCAUGGCGGGAUCCUUCACUACGUUCUGAGGAACCUGGUGAAGCAGCAACAGCAGCAGUAAAACUCUAAAAAUACAUGAAAAUCUGUGAAUAUUUGCCUAUCUUGUGUGUUUCGAAAAAGGCUAUUGUGAGGAAUAAAAUCACUCCUGCAGUUUGUAAAGUCAAGCCGAUGUAAAUGUUCAUGAGCUGAGGCUGAGCUGUGCUGUUUUGUAUUAAAAUUUCUGUGCUAAUAAAUAAAGAUGGUAUUGGUA
This is a messenger RNA of Sorghum bicolor (sorghum), 3256 nucleotides long. Its product is annotated as putative aconitate hydratase, cytoplasmic. Gene Ontology annotation, molecular function: aconitate hydratase activity; 4 iron, 4 sulfur cluster binding. Gene Ontology annotation, biological process: tricarboxylic acid cycle; citrate metabolic process. Gene Ontology annotation, cellular component: mitochondrion; cytosol. Bases 122 to 3067 code for a protein of 981 amino acids. NCBI's taxonomy places the organism in Eukaryota, Viridiplantae, Streptophyta, Magnoliopsida, Poales, Poaceae. The transcript has 20 exons. The record is from RefSeq and is a predicted model, not a curated record.